AGACCCCCCACCAUUUUUAAUUUCACUUUAAACCCCUCUUUACCCUUUUCUUUUCUCCACCUCCCCCUUCAUUUUCCACAAAAUUCAUGGAGAAAUCUGUCAAUUCAUCCAUCCAGCAAAUCCCUCACCCACUCCCUUCCUUCUCCUCCUCCUCCGCCGCCGAAGAAAGCGCCUGGACUGCCUAUUUGGACGAUCCCUCCGACGACGCCUACAGCCUCGCCACCUCCUCCUUGCUCUCUGACGCCGCUUCUCACGCCGCUUUCAAACUCUCCGCCCCUCCACCGCCUCUCUCCGACCACCUCAAAAUCCCCAAAAAAUUGUCUCUCAAGCCUAAAGCUCAGUUUUUUGUUGACACUUCUCUUGAAGAUACCGCCAGCUCUCCUGAUAAUAGCCCCAAGGUUGCUGAUUUUGGGCCGUUCGAUGGGAAUAAUCAUAGAAGAAAAAAAAGCUCUCUGGGAAAUGGGAGAAAAAUGGGAGAGAAAUACAGAGAUCAUGAAAUGAAGACUCGUGAAUAUAACGACUUGAAAAAGAGAGGAUUAUGCUUGGUCCCCUUGUCCAUGUUGGCUAAUUACUUGGGUUAACCACGAUCUCACUCGUACUCGUAUGUAGCCAAUUCAAACAUAGCUCUACAAGUAGAUCAUCGACUUCCAUUUCAAAGAUUCGUGGUUCGAUCUUUCACUGAAGGUCAAAAAAAAAAAAAAAAACACCCGUUUGUAUAUGAUAGUGAAAAUUAUAGUAUUUUUGUUGUAAUCGACAACUACCCAUCUGGAUUUUACGAGCACGGCUUUUAUAGUCGGCUUAUAUUCAAUAUGUAAAUUUAAUUUCAUCUCGAAUUACUAA
Cucurbita maxima (winter squash) is the source of this 840-nucleotide messenger RNA. RefSeq names its product vascular-related unknown protein 4-like. The record is from RefSeq and is a predicted model, not a curated record. Gene Ontology annotation, biological process: xylem development. The transcript has 3 exons. NCBI's taxonomy places the organism in Eukaryota, Viridiplantae, Streptophyta, Magnoliopsida, Cucurbitales, Cucurbitaceae. Bases 87 to 581 code for a protein of 164 amino acids.